AUGUCGUAACCAACCAGCUAAACGUCAAAUCAAAAGCGUAGUGCUAAAUAAUAUUAUUUAAAUUUAAUAUUAUUAUGGGCGACGACAAUUCAAAUUCCAGUAAAAAAUGUGAUACAAAUAAGUGUAAUGUUUUAAUAAUUGGCGGCGGCAUGGCCGGUCUGGCUGCCGCCAAUGAACUUAUCAAAAAUGGUAUGGACGACUUUAGAAUAUUAGAAGCGAGGAAACGAAUCGGUGGUAGGAUUAUUUCUAUUCCACUAAAAAACCACGAAGUGGAGUUGGGGGCGAACUGGAUUCAUGGAGUUCUCGGUAACCCGAUAUUCGAUAUAGCUAUGGCUAAUGGUCUAGUGAACAUAAUAAAUAUACCUAAGCCGCACAAAGUGAUAGCGGCGACUGAGGACGGCAAACAGGUGCCGUUUGGUGUGCUGCACGAGAUCCAUGAGGCGUACGUGGUGUUCUUGCGACGCUGCGAGGAGUACUUCCUGUGCCAGUACCUGCCCCCUCCAGAUAUUCAUAGUGUUGGAGAGCAUAUUAACCUGGAGGCCACCAUAUACCUUGAGCGUCUUCCUGACUCUGAAGAGAAAAAACUCCGCCGGCUCAUAUUUGACUGCUUGUUAAAACGGGAAACAUGUAUAUCAGGUUGCAACAGCAUGGAUGAAAUAGAUCUUUUAGAAUUAGGCAGCUACACAGAACUUCAAGGUGGCAACAUCAUGAUCCCUAAAGGUUACAGCUCUAUAUUACAACCUAUGUUAAAAAAUAUUCCACCUGAAAAAAUAAUAUCCAAUCACCCAGUAAAAAAAAUUGUUUGGGAUUCCAACCAGCACAGUAUGCGGCCUGAAGAUUUAGGAGAGGAGUCAGAAGACUCAGACCAGACGGUGAUAGAAGAUAUAACUAAGACCUCUGCCUCCGAGUCUAUGGUUAACCCUAGUGAAGGAAGUUUAAUGUCUGAAAAUGCGCACAAACCAAAGAAAAAAAAUGGACAUUAUGUUGAAGUUACCUGUGAGAAUGGAGAGACUUAUUUUGCUAAUCAUGUGAUAUGUACAAUACCCCUUGGUGUGCUCAAAGAGACUGCCAAGGAUCUCUUCCAGCCUUCGUUGCCUCAGUACAAAAUGGAAUCAAUAGAAAGACUGCUAUUUGGCACUGUCAAUAAAAUAUUUUUGGAAUAUGAGAGACCAUUCUUAAAUCCUGAUAUUACUGAAAUAAUGUUGUUAUGGGAGAGUCCAACUACACCUGAAGACAUUGCCGAGUCGUGGUAUAAGAAGAUUUACUCAUUUAGUAAAGUAACUGAAACCUUGUUGCUGGGCUGGGUGUCAGGGCGAGAGGCUGAAUAUGUGGAGACAUUGACUAUGGAUCAAGUUGCGGCAGCUUGCACAAACAUUUUAAGGAAAUUCUUGAAUGAUCCCUUUGUACCAGAGCCACAUAAAUGUGUAUGUACAAGUUGGAACAAGCAGCCCUACACGCGAGGCUCAUACACGGCUCUGGCUGUAGGUUCCAGUCAGACAGAUAUUGAGAGUUUAGCGCAGCCAUUAUUCAGGAAUGUUCGUGAUAAAAAGCCGACGCUGGUGUUUGCGGGCGAGCACACGCACAGCAGCUACUACUCCACUGUGCACGGCGCGUACCUGUCGGGGCAGGCGGCCGCGCGGCGCCUGGCCGCGCCCGAGCCGCCCGCCGAGCGCCGGCUCGAGGCCGACCUCGCCGCCUGGAUAGAGGGCAUACAGCUAACGUAA
Messenger RNA from Cydia amplana, 1724 nucleotides. RefSeq names its product spermine oxidase. The coding region runs from base 75 to 1724 and encodes 549 amino acids. The transcript has 3 exons. Lineage: Eukaryota; Metazoa; Arthropoda; Insecta; Lepidoptera; Tortricidae. The record is from RefSeq and is a predicted model, not a curated record. Gene Ontology annotation, molecular function: polyamine oxidase activity.